Drosophila willistoni is the source of this 1838-nucleotide messenger RNA. RefSeq names its product putative lysozyme-like protein. NCBI's taxonomy places the organism in Eukaryota, Metazoa, Arthropoda, Insecta, Diptera, Drosophilidae. The record is from RefSeq and is a predicted model, not a curated record.
AUGUUCUUCUUCAACGAGUUGCAAAUUUAUCACCUAACCGUGUACAGAAUGAGUCAUCACAACAGAUACCAAUCGACCAAUACCAAUACCAAUUCCAAUACAAAUACCAAUACAAACUCCACCACAACAGUCACUGGCUUUGCGCAUACUAGUCCGGUCAUUGGCUCACAUUCGUCGUCAUCGUCCACCAAACCCACACAGCAUAAAGGACCAUCAGGAUCUUCAUCAACAACAGCAGCAGCAUCAGCAGGAGGAGGCGGAGGUGGGGGUGGAAUAGGAGCACCAGCUGGUAACCACAUCAAUGGCCUUGCCCAGCACCCUGAUCGCUAUGUGCCCGGCUCGCCCAUAUUUCGCGAAAGCAGCCCAACAUCGACAAAUGCGUCCAAUGCCACCAACAGCAGUAGUGCCAGUAGUAAUACCACCAACACCACCAUUACUACCAACAGCAAUCCUACGCCAAGGCCAAUAACAGCUGCGCCUUCGGGAGCCAUCAACAGCAGCAGCAACAGCAGCAGCCACACAUCCAGGAGUCGUGGCAAAGCCAUGACAAUAUCCGUUUCGCAUGCAGCACAGGGUAACCACACAACAACAAGCAAUUCCUCUGCUAAAACCAAGCCAUCGCCCACUUGUUAUAUGAGCACUCGCUCGGCAGCCAUGAUGGCCCUGGCCUUGGGUCAGUCCAGUGGUGGUGGUAGUAAAGAAUCUCAACGUGCUUCCUCUCCGUCUAAAACUAAUUCUAUAUCUCGCACGGCACCAGCAACAACUACACCUAACUCUUCAGCUUCAAAUUCUUCUCCAGCACCUACUACUAAUAUGUCCAGAUCUAAACCAUCCACGGCUCAAGCAGCCGCCGCUCAGUUGAACGGCAUUGGACUGCUUGGCUCGGGUGGUAGCAAUUCCAGUGGCUCGGAUAAUGAUGGCUUUAGUUCCACAUCGGCGGGUUCAUCAUCAACUGCCACAGCUUUGCGACGUUUGUACUUUAAAAGUGGACGAAGUAUUAAGAACAAGAUCACAUCGUCUACGUCUACGACAACAGGAGCAACAGCUGGGGGAGGAGGAGGAACUUCUAAUUUAAAUAGUCUACCCAUGAAUCCAGUGACCACUUCCAAUGGCUCCUAUCACAAUGCAAUGGGACAUGGAACCGUGGGCAUGGCUGGUGUACCCAAAUUGGUGGUUAUGGGCACUUCGUCGGCCUCAAUACCGGACAACAAUAUCAAUACAUCCACGGAUUCGGCCUGUACACUCAUCACAAAUGUCACUCACACCGAUACAUCGGAGACUUGCGAUUCAUUGGACCUGGGCGACAAUUCUGGUCCCAGUGAACCGUUGUUCAGUUCUCUGGAAGAACCUCUGCUUACCGCCAUACAAAUCGAUUCGGAACAUGAGGGUGGACGAGGCACUGAACUGGAACUAACAAGCUGCUCACGUUAUCCACCACGUCCUGACAUGAAUCUACAGGACAGCACCGAAAGCCAAGAAUCCUGUCUAUCCAUAUUGACGGGCGAGUCAUCGUCAACCACUCCGUUGUUAUCCACGCAGCGGCGCCACCUGGCAGGAGGGCAACAACAGCAGCCCAGCACGGCGCCACCGCCAACACGAGUGCGUGAACACUUUACUUUCGAUCCACCCCAGUCACCAAAAUCGGCACGCAGCAGCGAAAAGGGACGCACACACUUCACAUUUAGGGAAAAGACAGAGACAGGGAAAGGGAAAGGAAUAGAGACAGGGAAAGGGAAAGGGAUGGUAGGGAGGAGCAGAAGGCAAUAGUUGGCGGAGCACAGCAGGCAGCCGGUCCAAGAAGAACCUAUAAUGUCUCAUCAUAUGGCAGUGGCGGCGCC